This is a messenger RNA of Drosophila eugracilis, 1193 nucleotides long. It is a transcript of the gene DJ-1alpha, whose product is annotated as protein DJ-1alpha. Lineage: Eukaryota; Metazoa; Arthropoda; Insecta; Diptera; Drosophilidae. Bases 385 to 1038 code for a protein of 217 amino acids. Gene Ontology annotation, molecular function: protein deglycase activity. Gene Ontology annotation, cellular component: cytosol; nucleus. The transcript is spliced from 3 exons. The record is from RefSeq and is a predicted model, not a curated record. Gene Ontology annotation, biological process: guanine deglycation, glyoxal removal; protein deglycation, glyoxal removal.
UUUAAUGAAAGUUGAUGAUCUUUUCGAUAGAACUCUGUCAAAGCUGUCUAACAAUUAGUUAUUAAGCGCUUCAAAUACAAAUACCAUUUAACAAAAAUCAACAACAAACUCAAUUAAGUUAAUGAAAACACAAUUAUAUUUAACGAAAUGUAUAUGUUUUAUACAAAUUACAAUUAUUUUUAUCGAGUCUUUUGCGGCUUUAUUUAAAUCUGAGUUUUAAAACAUAAAAAUAAAAAACGAAAACAAUAACACCCAUCCCUUACAAGACGAAAACGACUUCAGUUUGCGUUUGAAAUAAGAAAACAGCAUAUACAAUUCAUUUUUGUUCAAUAAAAAUAUAUUUAACUAAAUACUUGACGUGUCUCUUUCAAUAUUCGGGUUAGGAUGUUGUCGGUUUUGAGGAGCUCACUGAGUAGGGUGAACCUUCAUCUGCACUCCAUUCUGCUGGCCAGGUGUAAGUCCACCAAGGAGGGCAAGACAGCUCUGAUCAUUUUGGCGCCGGGGGCUGAGGAAAUGGAGUUUACUAUAUCUGCCGAUGUCUUAAGGAGAGGAAAAAUCGAUGUCACUAUAGCUGGUUUAGACAACUGCGAACCUGUCAAGUGCUCCCGCUCAGUAGUAAUCGUCCCAGAUACUUCGCUUGAACAGGCUGUGAACCAAAAGACCUAUGAUGUUAUUGUCCUGCCAGGUGGAUUAGCUGGCAACAAGGCAUUGAUGAACUCCACUGCCGUUGGUGAUUUGCUUCGAUGCCAGGACUCAAAAGGUGCAUUGAUUGCUGCCAUUUGUGCUGCUCCCACAGCGCUGGCCAAGCACGGAAUUGGAAAAGGAAAAUCCAUUACAUCGCAUCCGGAUUUAAAGACUCAACUAAUGAAGGAUUACUGCUAUAUUGACGACAAGACUGUAGUCCAGGAUGGAAAUCUUAUUACUAGUCGUGGCCCUGGCACUACUUUUGACUUCGCCUUAAAGGUUAUCGAACAACUGGUUGGAGUUGAUAUGGCCAAGGAGGUGGCCAAGGCAAUGCUUUGGACAUACAAAUGUUAACGGAAAUUUACGUAUAAAGACAAAUAUUUGGACUUAAAAAAGGGUGCAGUUAUUAAAUUCCAAGCUUAAACUUUAAAAAGUUACCAAAAUUAAUUCUUUAAAUAUCAUUUUUGAUAUCAAUUUUUUUUGUUAGAGAACAGAUAGUAAAUAAUAAA